AUGCGCUACCGUCUGCUGGAGUGCAGCUCGGAGGCUUGCAGUGAGACUAGCACCACCAAAUGCCCAUGCCGAGGCAAAGUGGUCACGUGUCUGGACACGACUUGCGUUUGCGUUUAUGAGUACAACGAGCAUUUAUCCGCAGCUGACGAUCCGAAGAAGAAAAAACUCACGAAGGCCCAGAAGGAUUUCUGCCGAGAACUGGCUGACCAGCAUUUGCGGCCAAUGCGGAUCCGCCUGGCGCUCUCUAGGAAGUUCGAAACCUCCUUGAUGGACCUCCCUCCCCUUACUACUGUCCAGAACUUUGUUAAUUACUAUUCGAGGACCUAUUUGGAAAAUUAUGACCGCCUGAAAGAGUUGAAGAUGUGGAUUCACACCCACGCUUACAAUGGGUCUGAACAAAUGACACAGCCGUUCGCAUUUGGGUGGGAGUACGACAGCGAUGGCAAGCUUGUCGUAGGAAACGGCUCGGACGAGAGUCCUUUCAUUGUUGGCCUGACUACCAAGGCCCUGAUGCUCCGUAUGAUGCUGCCCCCGGAGUGUUUUGUUUUACAUGUGGAUGGCACAUACAAAACAAAUUAUGUCGACUACCCUGUCGUCGUAUUGGGUGUUUCGGAUCGCUCCCGUGGCUUCCACCUGGUUGCGCUUUUCAUU
Molecule: messenger RNA, 651 nt
Organism: Phytophthora nicotianae INRA-310
Lineage: Eukaryota; Oomycota; Peronosporomycetes; Peronosporales; Peronosporaceae
Exons: 1
Source: RefSeq, a predicted model, not a curated record